This is a messenger RNA of Striga asiatica, 900 nucleotides long. NCBI's taxonomy places the organism in Eukaryota, Viridiplantae, Streptophyta, Magnoliopsida, Lamiales, Orobanchaceae. The record is from the annotation of a GenBank genome assembly.
AUGGGAGACCGGAAUGACCUGAGGACUGCAGAUGAUAAAGUAGGGGGCAUGAAGAGGAGUAGCAGGAGCUUCAUGGGAUUCAACUCCUUUAUCAAUAAUAUGGCCAUGAAUGAACUCCCAAUGCUGGGUUAUCAAUUCACUUGGUGCAACCUGAGGAGUGAAGAAGGCUUGGUAGAGAAGAAAUUGGACAAAGCAUUUGCUUCUAUGGAAUGGACACAAACCUUUCCAAAUGCCACUGUCUCUAACAGGGUCAGGAGCUCAUCAGAUCACUCCUUAUUACUUUUGAACAUGGGACAACAGCAACACAAGAGAACAACAAGAUUCCACUUUGACAAGAGGUGGAUAGGGAUGGAAGGGUUUAAGGAAACAGUAGAAGCAGCUUGGUCUCAUCAAACUGAAGGUACCCCCUUCUACAAGCUUAAAGAGAAGCUGGAAACCCUGAGGAAAGAUAAAUCAGACAACUAUUGGGACCAGUGGAACACCACAAGUAGUGCUGCAAACGAACCGAACGUUCGCGAACGAAAGCUCGUCCGAGCUCGUUCGUGUUCGUUUAAAGCUCGUUCGUUUAACAAUCGAGCUGAGCUCGAACAUGAAAUUGAGCUCGUUUAUUAUUCGAACGAACACGAACAUGCAGAUACCCUAGAAAUCAGAUCUCAGCUCUCUCCCUCGCCAAAAUCGCCAUCACCACACCCACCCGACCCCGUCGGCCCGUCAUCCUCAAGUAGUUUUCCGGCGAUCUGCUCCACGCUCGCCCUCAAGCAGUCAAGCUGUCCAACUCAAGGCUCGGGAUUUGCUCCACCCUCGCUCUCGUUCACGGCCAGAUAUCUGCUCCACGCCUCCACCCUCGCCCUCGUUCACGGCCUGAGAUCUGCUCCACCCUCGCCCUCAACUCAUGCUUGA